AAUUUGUUGUUAAUUGUGUUAAUUUAAUUUCAAUUCCCCUAAAAUAAUAAAUAAAAAACAGUUUUAAUACGAGAAUAUAAAUAAAAAGUUUCGGCGAUAAGAAUAAUUCUGCGUGGAAUAGUAAAUACAGAUGGAAUUUUUUUGAGGUUAGGAAUCCCUUAUCUAACAAUAGAUAUUUUUCCCCGCGGUAAAAGUUUGCAAAUAUAUUGUGAAUUGUAUCGAAAAAUUUAAUUAUUCCCCCCCGGAGAAAAUUUUUUUUUAUAUAAAAAAAACAUUGUUCUGGGGGUGUCGAAAAUUGGCGGAGAAUACCGAAUGCGGUCGAUGAAACGCGAAAGGUCAGGGAACAAUAUGGCUGAUGUGCAAAGUUUUUGCUGUCCGUGUAAGGAAUUCGCGUCGUUUUGACGGUUGAAAUAGUGAUAGACCUGUCAGGUGGUGAGUGUUAAAGGAUAUCAAAUAGUGUUGUGAGAGGUCGAAGAGGCGCGUUUAAUUACGCGAUUCGUUCGGGCGGCCCGAUGCGGGUCGCAAGAGUUUCGCCGAGUGCAAAUGAUGACUUCGAUGCUGUCCAGCUUUAAUCCGCCUAUUGUGAAGCGGCUGCUGGGCUGGAAGAAAGCCGAGGGCGAGGACAAAUGGAGCGAGAAGGCCGUUAAGAGCCUCGUGAAGAAGCUCAAAAAGUCAGCUGGUCUCGAGGAACUCGAGAAGGCUAUCACCACACAAAGUUGCAACACCAAGUGCAUCACUAUACCAAGGCCAAGCCCAGGUGGCGUCGGUGACAACGGUGUUCAGGGUGUGCGAGGCAAAGGUUUACCACACGUGAUUUAUUGUCGUCUGUGGCGUUGGCCGGAUUUACAGUCGCAUCACGAGCUCAGGGCCAUCGAACACUGCGAAUACGCCUUUACGCAAAAGAGAGACGAAGUCUGCGUGAACCCUUAUCAUUAUCAGCGUAUUCAAACGCCAGUUUUACCAGCCAUUUUGGUCCCAAGGCAUAAUCUUUCCGGGGAGGAAUCUGUUCUCUAUAAUACCUCUCUUGAAGAGCUAAGCGUGAGUGUGCCGGAGAAUACAAGCUUUCACGCAACACUAAAUCAUCAGCACCACAAUCAGCAGGGAAUCCCUCAAUCCCCACAACAGCAGCAACCAAAUAAUCCAUACCAAGGAAUGCAGAGCAUGCAGGCGACAAGUCCGGCGAGUGUUGGCAGUCUGGGAAGUGUUCAGGGUUCGCCUCACCCUGCUCCAGGCUCGAUGGAUCCUCCAGCAGACACGCCGCCUCCAGGUUACAUAAGUGAAGAUGGCGAUAAUAUGGAUCACAAUGAUAACAUGUCUCUGUCACGUUUAUCACCUAGUCCCGUCGAUGCCCAACCAGUGAUGUAUUGUGAACCUGCUUUUUGGUGUUCCAUAAGCUAUUACGAAUUAAAUACAAGAGUAGGUGAAACGUUUCAUGCUUCUCAACCAAGUAUAACUGUAGACGGUUUCACGGAUCCAAGUAAUUCUGAAAGAUUUUGCUUGGGUCUGUUGUCAAAUGUUAACCGCAACACGGUCGUUGAACAAACUAGACGACACAUCGGUAAAGGUGUCAGAUUAUAUUACAUCGGCGGAGAAGUUUUCGCCGAAUGCCUCUCAGAUUCAAGUAUCUUCGUUCAAAGUCCCAAUUGCAAUCAACGUUAUGGCUGGCAUCCAGCUACUGUCUGCAAAAUACCACCUGGCUGUAAUCUGAAAAUCUUCAAUAAUCAAGAGUUUGCUGCUCUACUUUCGCAAUCAGUUUCCCAGGGUUUCGAAGCUGUUUAUCAACUAACUCGAAUGUGCACGAUCAGAAUGAGUUUCGUGAAGGGUUGGGGUGCUGAGUAUCGUCGACAAACCGUGACUUCAACGCCUUGCUGGAUCGAGCUGCAUUUAAACGGACCGCUUCAGUGGCUUGACAGGGUACUCACGCAAAUGGGCUCUCCUCGUUUACCCUGUUCCUCGAUGUCUUAAGUAUCCUUUAAAUUUCUCAGAAUAAGUGCGUGUAACACAUUAUUUCUGAGUGACGAAACGAUCUCUAGCUCAUUGGUCGAUUUCCUCUGCCAUGGCAAAAAAAUAAAUAAAUAAAACAGUCCUCGUUAAUUAACAGGUACUCAGGUUCGUAUUUUGAGAUACUCAAAAAAGAAAAAAAUACGAAACAGCAAUAACUGAUCACUACUCCUUUAAAAAUAAUUCAUUUUCUUUUCUACAUGUUUCAUUUUUAAAAAUUUUAUCCAAACUCGAUAUGUCGAGUUUUUUACAGUUUUUUGUUUUAAAUUUUAAAUCCGAAUUUCUUUUUUUUUUGUGUCGCGUAAUAAUGCAUUUAUCACUCACUCACAUUUUAUAUCAUAGAACACAACGUCAGUCAGGGUGAUUUGAAACGAUGAGCUGAUAAAUUUUUAAAUCAUAUAAUAUAAUGCAUGUUAAAUAUAUCAGAUUACGACGAAAAUUAGAAUUUUACGUAUACACGAUAUAUCAACCGCAUUAUCGACGUACGGCGCAACGUCGAAAUUUGACGGGUCACGCAAAGGGAACGUUACAAAAUGGUACUGUAUCAAUGUUUAUGUAGAUAGACCAUAAUAUCUUUACAAAAUUUAAUUAAUUUUCUUCCGUUUCGAUAGGAAUUAUUAUCAAUAUACGAAACACUUGAAUUUUUUAAAAGUUUUUUCCUCGCUCGUCACAUUCUAAUUAUGAUAAAAAAUAAAUAGAUAUUCAGAAAUAUCUAAUAGAAUUUUUAUAAUAGUGAAACUAAUAUUAUUCAGGGAUCGCAGACCGUGUCACCUUUUCACCUUUUUGUAAAUCUUUCAAAUAUUUUUUAAUUUUAACAAAUUUGCGUUUACAAUUUUCAUAAAUAGA
This is a messenger RNA of Leptopilina heterotoma, 2847 nucleotides long. It is a transcript of the gene Smox, whose product is annotated as mothers against decapentaplegic homolog 3. The record is from RefSeq and is a predicted model, not a curated record. The transcript has 6 exons. Gene Ontology annotation, cellular component: heteromeric SMAD protein complex. Gene Ontology annotation, molecular function: I-SMAD binding; RNA polymerase II cis-regulatory region sequence-specific DNA binding; DNA-binding transcription factor activity, RNA polymerase II-specific. Lineage: Eukaryota; Metazoa; Arthropoda; Insecta; Hymenoptera; Figitidae. Gene Ontology annotation, biological process: SMAD protein signal transduction; regulation of transcription by RNA polymerase II; BMP signaling pathway. Bases 544 to 1965 code for a protein of 473 amino acids.